AUUCACUUGUCGUUCAUGAGUGUCAGGAUCCAUUUAUAACAUCUCUGUUAUUUGUCUGUGGUUUGUGAGCUAUUGAUAGAAAUGUCUCAUGUGAUUUUAUUGUGUGUGCUCUUCUGGAGUGAGUUUGGUGUGUUUGGUUGUGUCUCUGUGUCAGUGACUGAAGGAGAUUGUGUUACUUUUUUUGUGGAUCUGCCUGAAACAAAGAUGAAGAAGGGAAUCUCCUGGAAGUUUGGAUCUUAUGAAAGUGUCAUCGCUGAUAUCAAGAGUGGACACAUCACUAUAUCUGAUGACAAACCUGAUAAAAGAUUCAAAGACAAACUGCAACUAAACAAACAUACUGGAGAUCUGACCAUCACAAACACCAGCAUCACACACACUGGACUUUAUCAAAUGACCAACAUCAAGACAAACGAACAACUCACAACAUUUACUCUCACCGUCUAUGCUCGUCUGCCUGUUCCUGUUAUCUCGAGAGUCUCAUCAUUAUCAGGAAGCUCAAAGUGUUCAGUGUUGUGUUUAGCGGUGAAUGUGUCACAUGUGAGUCUCUCCUGGUACAAAGGAAAGAGUUUAUUGUCCAGCAUCAUUGUGUCUGAACACAGUAACAUCAACAUCUCUCUUCAUCUGGAGUGUCUGAAUGAUUCUUACACAUGUGUGAUCAACAAUCCCAUUACAAACCAGACUCAACAUCUCAACACUGAUGUCUGUCACAAGUGUUCAGCUCCUCCCACAGAAUUAUCCUGCUGUUGUUUUACCGAAGCUGUGAUCCGAUUGGUCGUCUCUGCUUUGGUGGGUGUGGCUACUGUUGCUGUUCUGGUUUAUGAUGUCAGAUCCAGAAGAGAUGAACAAUAGAAGAUAUCAGACAUUCAGAUGACUGAUAGGUCUGUUGUUAAAUCAGAUUGAUAACUUCCAUUUUGAAACCAAAGCUAAUGUAAAUUGUAGCAUAAAUCUAUAGUUUAGUUAGUUUGCAAUCAACAGAUUUUUUUAUGUCUUAAACACAUGAUUGAGUUCUUGUCACUCUGCACCACGAUAACACCACAACAGAUACACUGAAAUGCAAUGCUUUAAAUGCAUUUUAAUAUCUCUGGCAGUCAAAUGCACGAAUGCAAAAUGUUUAAAUUCAGUUGAUUUAUUAAAAGAAUGAAUAGACAGAAGAACCAAACAAAGAGGAAACACAUCACUUGCGGUAAAUGUGUUUGCGGUGCACUCUUGAGAAAUGAUCUCACGGAAAACUAAAAUAAUAGAGCCUCAAGUGACAUACAUCUACAGAUCUUUUCGACUGAUAGAAAUGUGUUCAUGGGCAAGACGA
Molecule: messenger RNA, 1306 nt
Organism: Triplophysa dalaica
Lineage: Eukaryota; Metazoa; Chordata; Actinopteri; Cypriniformes; Nemacheilidae
Product: SLAM family member 9-like
Exons: 4
Coding region: 82-849 (255 amino acids)
Source: RefSeq, a predicted model, not a curated record